AUGAGCAGGACUCUUCACUCAUUGAGUUAUCAAGCUGAUAGAACAGUGCACUGGAGGUAUUGGAACAAGGAGGUUAAUAAGCUGUCAAUUUACAACCAGAAGAUACUUGCAGCAAAGGCAGCAGAAGCCCACAAUGACCAGGCAGAGAGAAUUGGCACUGAGAGGAUUGUGAGGAGGCCAUUCUUGAUGAAAAAUGCACAAAGUGCAUUGAUCAUCACACAUGCCAAGAUUGAAUCAUUCAAUGCAGUCAGAUAUUCAAUUUGCAAAUGCCUGCACUCACUAGCUCUUACCUGGAAUGGAGCCAUGCUCAAGCCUCAAUGCCAGCUAGGGGGCAUUUUGUGGAGAGCAUGGAGGCUGAGGAUCUGGGAAAUGGAUCAAGCACUGGAACUUCAAGAGUGCAUGUGGUGGACAUGCACUGAGAAAGUGAAUCUUGUAAUCAGUGCAGAUGACUCCUACAUCACCUCCACACUUGUGAGGCAAGGAUUCGUGCUGUGCUCCCAAAUCAGACCUUCCAUGGCUAUCAUGAUCAAUGCUCUUGAACUAUACUGUGUUGCUCACCUCCAUAGUCUGCAUCUCUCCAUUCAGGCCUUUGUCAAGACCAUCUGUGAUGUACAAGGUUUCUCCAUCACACUUGAUCUAUACCUCAACAUCUUAAAUGGAGUGGAAGCCCUUGCUAUGGAAGCAUUGUCUAGGACAUCUGAUGACUGGCACUUGCAGUAUGCAUGUCCUGUGUGCACCUACAAGUUGAAAGACAAGCCCUGUCUCAAGUUCAAGAUCCUAUAUGCUAUGGAUGGUAAUGAUUCCUUGAAAUGUAUACUCCAUUGCACUGUGGAAGAUGAAGACUCACACAAUGCUGCCUACAACUCAAAAGGUACCAACAACAUGCUACCUCUCUUUGCUCCCAUUCAAAUUACAAGCAAGGGCAUCAAGACAGGAGAUGAGAAUCCAUGCACUGGUCAUUGGAAGAACAUGGACAAGCAGAAGAUGCAACAGACAUGGGGAGUCUAUGAUGAUAGUGGGAUAUUCCUGGCCAUUUGCUGGCAUGGGAUGUCAUUGCUCAUUGCUGAUAUGGUACAGAGCAGAGAACUUGCCAAAUAUCCAAUUGCCAUUGUGUCAAGGUUGAUGAAGGUAUUUGGGGCUGAUCUUGGAGGUGGAUAUGACAUCAGCUGUCAGUUUUCUACCACCCUUGCAAAGAGUGUUAUUGGCAAGGAUGUCAAGCAGAAUCAAUAUUCCUGCCUGGUCCCAGUGUUUCAUGGUCAUGCUCACCAGCAAUGUGAGGAAGUAUAA
Messenger RNA from Pisolithus orientalis, 1287 nucleotides. RefSeq lists its product as uncharacterized. The coding region runs from base 1 to 1287 and encodes 428 amino acids. The record is from RefSeq and is a predicted model, not a curated record. The transcript has 9 exons. NCBI's taxonomy places the organism in Eukaryota, Fungi, Basidiomycota, Agaricomycetes, Boletales, Pisolithaceae.